Messenger RNA from Ficedula albicollis (Collared flycatcher), 4438 nucleotides. RefSeq names its product polymerase (DNA) delta interacting protein 3 (gene POLDIP3). The transcript has 9 exons. The coding region runs from base 93 to 1346 and encodes 417 amino acids. The record is from RefSeq and is a predicted model, not a curated record. Lineage: Eukaryota; Metazoa; Chordata; Aves; Passeriformes; Muscicapidae. Gene Ontology annotation, biological process: mRNA export from nucleus. Gene Ontology annotation, cellular component: nucleus. Gene Ontology annotation, molecular function: mRNA binding.
CCGUACAUCUGGGGGCGGGGCGAGGAGCGGAAGUUGUAUGGUGUCACCUCCGGGACUCUCUCGCUGCGUCUCAUCGUUGGGACCGCGACAAGAUGGCGGACCUGUCUCUGGACGAGCUCAUACGGAAACGCGGUGUGACGGUGAAGGGAAGACUUAACACAAGGCCAGUGUUUGGGGGUGUAAGAUCUCGCAUUGGGAUCCAGCAAAAUCUUCUGAAUAGAUCACCACCAGCUGUGAGCUUCCAGCGGACAUUUGAUGCCAGACAGAAGAUAGGACUCACUGAUGCCCGACACAAACUGGGGGUUAAAGAUGCCCGGGAGAGACUGGUUCAAAAGGACGCUCGGUUCAAAAUCAAAGGGAACGUGCAGGAUGCUCGAGAGAUGUUGAAUUCCCGUAAGCAGCAAAGUGUUGCUGCUGAAAAGGUGACCAAAGUGGUGGAUGCCAGAGAGAAGAUCAGCUUAAAAAGGAGCACUCCAGCUGCUAUCAGCCCAGCUAUGGGAACAGUAAAUCCAGCCAUGAAAAUCACCAAAACUAUCCAACAGAAGGCUCCAGUUCCUGGACACUCUCAUCCAGCAGGAAUGAGGAUCAAUGUGGUGAACAAUCAUACACAUAAACAGGGCCUGUAUGACACAGAAGAUGAUGAUGAAAGUCUCCCUCCCCUUCCUAGCAAACAGAUGAAAAUCACCACCACAAACAGUUUCCUGCACAACUCGACUGGUCUGAGCAGCAAUAAAUUCUCUCUGUCCAAGACUGUUCCCCUGACUAAAGUGGUCCAGAAUGAUACAUACACAGCUCCACCGACACCUCCCCCUCCUGUACGGCCAAAGGCCUUGACAAACAUGUCCCGGACCUUAGUGACAAAGGAAGUGCCUCCAAAAGAGCCAGCACCUGUUCAGCUGGCAUUCAGUCCUUUGGAAGGCACAAAGAUGACUGUAAAUAAUCUGCAUCCUCGAGUCACAGAAGAAGAUAUUGUUGAGUUGUUCUGUGUGUGUGGCGCUCUGAAGCGGGCCCGGCUGGUGCACCCUGGAGUGGCUGAGGUAGUUUUUGUGAAGAAAGAAGAUGCCAUCACAGCAUAUAAGAAAUACAACAACAGGUGCUUAGAUGGUCAACCAAUGAAAUGCAAUCUUCAUAUGAAUGGGAAUGUCAUCACCUCAGACCAGCCUAUAUUGCUCCGAUUGAGUGAUACCCCUUCAGUGAAGAAGGAAGGGGAGCCACGCCGAUCAAGUGCAAGCGCCUCCUCAAAUCCCCCUGCUGAAGUGGACCCUGAAACCAUCUUGAAGGCACUCUUCAAGUCCUCAGGGGUCUCUGCCUCUGUGCAGCCCACAGAAUUCAAAAUUAAACUCUGAGAGGGGGAAGCAAGCAGUGGACUGGAAAACUCAUAUAAGUUGGGGGAUGAGGAAAGUGCAGGAGUGCAGAUGUUAUUUGCAUUUGCCUGUCCUGAAAUUUUUUUGUUUUCUAUGAUCGCUACCUUACUGUACAAUAGUGUUUCCUCUUGUGUGUGUACUUUCUGUUUUCAUAGUUGGAGCUUUCUUCCAUGAUUUUUUUUUCCCCAAGAGAAUAACCUCCCCCUUCUGCCAGUAAUGUAUUACCAAGCAUAUACCAUGUAACUUCAUCCUUUACUCCAAAGCCCCCACUGGCCAUUAAAAAUGCACAUAGACUUUGAGGGAAGGAGUGGUGAUCUCCUUCUCUUUUCUUCUGACUGACCUUUAACUGAAAGGGGCAUCCCCUUGAUUGUCCACAGGCAAGAGCACCAUGUUGUUUUUGAAGUUGCUGGACUGGGUACAAAGGCAGGUUGGGCUCCGUCCAGAAAGGACUUGUAUGCAUUUGGUGGCAUAACUCUUCCCCCUGGCUGUUGGACACUUCCCUGCUCAGCAGCUGGGACAUUGAGAAGAAGCAGGAAAAGCUGAGCUGCUGCAGUGUGUGCCAGCAGAAACAUCAGGCAGAAAGGACAUAGGCACAAGUGCACCAGCCACUGUGCUAUGGGCAGGGGUGUUUCAACUCUGGUAGUGCUUGGAGGGUUGUUCUGGCAUUUGUACAAUGAAUAUAUUUGCUCUGGAGGGCCAGACUCAGUUGCUCUCCUCUUUCUGACUGAAAAAUUAAGAGCCAGUCAUGUUCGGAGCUAGAGGAAACCCUUCUCUUUGACUCCCAUUAGACUAUAUUGCCUCUUCCUGCUGAUGCAUGGACACGAGUUUCUUUCUUGCCUUCUCACUCAGCCAGUCUCCUAUAAAAAGGAAGUACCUGGGACCCUUUUCAGAUCCUAAUACACACCAAGUGUUGUGUCUUAGAACUCGUUUCUUGGAGAGAUGCAAUUUGGGCAUUGUUUGGCUGCUGUGCGGUUCUGCUGCUGGCAUGCCUGAAUUUGGAAGAUGAUUGCUGCAGUGUGUGGCUUCAAGGAGAGGUUUAGGAGCAGAGGGCAGUCAAUGCUGUGUAAGGAGCUCGGCAGAGGAGUGUCAAGUCCGAUGCAGGGCGGCGAGGACGUGGCGUGGGCCAGUGAGUGUGUGUGACAAGCCACUAGGUGGCACUUCCAGUACUCCCCAUUGUCUGUACUGCAUUGGCACCUUGGAUGUUGAAAGUCCCAGUAGCUCCACCCGUUUGUGUUUGUUCAAAUUGUAUUGGAAGAGAGGAAAGCUGAGAGCAGCUUCCAGAACCUGGUUGGGCUUUGAUCUUGAUCCUACUAGCUGGGAGACUUACCUAAUCCAUUCUGUUCAGCUCUGCUGAGUAGCUCCUGUAAGUCCAGAUUCCAUUUCUUGGACAACACCACGUUUCUUUUGCUUUCUUGUUCUGUAUGAACUCUUUCUUCUAUCUAGCUUGUGCAGACCAUUCCUCUAUCUCACUGUAUCCCUUUUAGCCAUGGAAAUAAUAAGGACUUGACAGGACUUGUGUUUCUGGAGUACUCUCUUUGGUUUGAAGGCGACACCAUCAUUGGUAGGGUGCUUUAUGUGAAGAGCAGAUGUUCGUAGGGGAGGGGACCUAAGACAGCUAUUGUUCUCCUUUUUUAGAUUGCCCACCAAAUACCUGUGUUUUAAUAAAAAAAAAAGGGGGAGGGGAGGGGGAGGAAACAUUAGGGGCUGGAGAAGAUAAUGUAUUACCUGUUUCUGAAUAAACGUUUGUUAUACAGAGAGUGGAUUCUAAGCCUUUUUAGAUGCUGGGAAGCAACUAAAGAUAAGUGGUGGUGUUCCAAUAUUGAGUCAUUCUCCUGCUUUCUAGGUGAACAUAGAAAUUUCAAAACUGAUAAUGUGAUGAAGAGCAAGAGGAGCUUAUGGGUGAGGGAACUGUUACUCAUCCAUCUUUUAAUCUGGUUCAUAGAAAUUAGCAGCUGACUCUUGCAACUAAAUUGAAGCCAUUUGUGUCCAUGUAAUUCCAAUUCUCUUUUUACAGAAAAAAAAGCAUCCUUUGUUACUGACAGCCUAGUCAUUUAAAAAGUAAUUUUAUAGCAAGACCAGCUCUGAAAUCAGGGUACCUGUUCUAGGUGAAGUGGGAUACUUUGAUUACCAGCUAGACAGAAGGCUGUGUAAAUGUCAAGACAUGUAUUGUGAGUGCAUCUUUCACCUCUCCUGAAAGAAUGGGGAGACUCGAUUUUUUAAAUUAAUAGAUUCAUGUCCUUUUGAAAAGCCAAAUAGCAAGAUGCAUUUUAACUUAACUGUUAAACUCUGCAUUAUGCUGAGGCUGUCUGAGAGUUUAUGAUGGCAUUGACAUACUUCCUUGGAAGAACUACUGUGUGCUCUGUUCCAUAGCUCUGUGAUCUAUGGCAGCAUAUUCUCAUUUUUUACAAAUUAGUGAAUUCAUUGGUUGUCCAAACAGCACUCCAUGGCUUGUCCUACAGCAGUGUCUUGGCGUACCCUGGUGUUCUGGUCUUGGUCAGCUCUUUAAUGCAUCAUCGCAUGGCUUCUUCUGAAACAAGAGUAACUGUUAAUUCCCAGUUCUUACCAGGUUAUUCUCAGUCCUUUUCAGGUAGUUCACCUUGGCUCUCCAAUUUCUCCUGGACAUCCUGCAAUUGCCAUGCUAACCAUGAUUUCAAACUUACCACCUUCUGUCUACAUUUAUCCUCAUGCAACAUGGUUAUAUUUUUGUGGGGUUCGUUUUGUUUUUUUCCUUCUGGUCUGGUAGAAAUUACGAACUUGCAUAUGAAACACUAAUUGCCUGCACUCUGAAUUAAUGUGCAUUAAUUUAGGCAUUAAAUUAAAUGGCUGACCAGGACAGGUGGUAGCUGAUUUGUAACGGUGUUUCUUUUGUUUUGAUUUAUUUUCUUUUAUUUCAAAAAUGCGAGGAUUUCUGUAAUGAUGCCACAAUGUGCAAGUUUGGUAUAUUUUCAUGGCUUUUGCAUGUACCUUCCAAUAAUGUUCACUAACUUGGUAUUUGGUUGGAACAACUCUCCACAUCAUGUCAUAUUUUAUCGCCUCCUACAUUAGUCUUGCUUCAGUAUUUUUGGAAUGGUUCU